CUCUGACGAUGUCUCCCAGCCCCGCACUUCCUCCCCUCGACGGAUCCAUCCCUGUACUGCCUGGCUUCGUUGACUUCCAUGCUAAGCAUAACACCGACCUCCCGUGGGCCCUGUUAUCCGCUGGGCCGGAGUUGCCUGUACAGAGCGUCUCAUUUGCACAGUAUGCAGCAGCGACCCACAGGGUUGCCCACCUCUUGCGACCAGAGAGGGUAGGCAAAGACAGGGAUGUCGUCGGUCUCUUGGUCAACUGUGACACCAUUGUCUACCUCGCGCUCAUCGCUGGAAUAGUCAGGGCAGGUCUCGUGCCUUUUCCGUUGUCUCCGAGGAACUCCGCUCCAGCUAUUAUCAACAUGCUAAAGCAGACAUCAUGCCACCGGAUUAUCUCUCAGCAGGCGCUUGCUCCGCUGCUCUCUACCGUUGAGAAUGAACUCGAAGAGGAAGGAUACGUCCUGGAGGUUGAUGAACUACCUGGCCUCGACGAGAUCUUCCCUAUCGUUUACGACGAAUCUGCCUCGGACGACUAUGAGCCAUAUCCGACUUCCCAAGUGCCGUACAACCCCACAGACGUCGCUUUCUAUGCUCACUCGUCGGGAUCAACAGGCUUCCCGAAGCCUAUUCCUCAAAGACAUGAGAACCUGCUGGAGUGCUGCAAUUCAUCCAUCGUUAAGACCGCUGGUGACCACAAGAUCAUCUGGGGCGCCAUGGCACUGCCUACGUUUCACAUGAUGGCCGUAUACAUCCAGCUCUACGGUCCUCUGGUUGGUGGCUGCCCGGUUGGCCUCUUCGCCCCAAAAUGGCCGGCAUCGCCUGUUGUGCCCACGCCGCGGAACACGCUCGAGGCGUGCAUAACUGUUGAAUGCACUGGUCUUCCGACUGUCCCUGCUUUUGUCGAGGCUUGGGCGAAGUCGGAGGACGACAUCAAGUACCUCAGGACUCUCGAGAUCGUUGCUUUCGCGGGUGGUCCUCUGUCCUCCAAGACCGGAGGAAGGCUGCAAGCCGAGGGCGUGCCUCUGUACCCGUGGUACGGCGGUACAGAGUUCGGUCCACAUACGAAGAUUUUCGACAUCGACGAAUCAAAAAGUUCACAGCUAAACGCGAAGACGAGGGCUGACUGGGACUGGAUGGUGUUUACGGAACGAGUCAAAUGUCGGUGGGAUCCUCAGGGCGAUGGUACAUAUGAGCUACACUUCCUGUCAUGCCCAACCCAUCGACCGAACGUCGAGAACCUGGAAGACACGGCUGGCUAUGCUACGAGGGACUUGUGGGAGCUGCACCCUACGAAAGAGGGCCUUUGGCGUAUCACCGGACGAAAGGAUGACGUUAUUGUUCUCGGAUCUGGGGAGAAAGUGGUCCCUAUUCCACAGGAAGGCUUGAUAGUCUCUUCUCCUAUGGUGAACGGAGCCGUCAUGUUCGGCCGCGCGAAGAACCAGUGCGGCAUUCUCAUCGAGCCUGCCCCGUCUCAUGCCAUAGACCUCAACGACCCAAUUGCGCUGCCGAAGUUCCGAAACAUGAUUUGGCCCAUUAUAGAGGAGGCCAACCACGCAGCGCCGACAUUCGCGAGGCUAUUCAAAGAGAUGAUCAUCGUCACGAACCCUGCGAAGCCCCUUCCCCGCGCUGCGAAGGGAACGGUUAUCCGCAAACAAGCGGUUGGCUUGUACAAGAAGGAGAUCGACGACUUGUAUCAAGUUGUUGAGGACUCUGGAAACUCUGCUGGCAUUGCUGCGCCCGAACAUUGGUCUGUUCUUGACGUUGAAGCCUGGCUUCUCAAACAGGCCUCUGCGGUUGCUGGAGGCAGGGCAAUCUCUCCUUCUGCAGACAUAUUCGAUCAGGGUUUCGAUAGUUUGCACGCCACAUUUCUGCGAAACCGCGUCAUCGCUGCCAUGCGUGGCGAUCAGCUGACCCGGGAAGCUGCUCAGCACGUCUCUCAGAAUUUCGUCUUCGAAUACCCCACGCUCCAUGAUUUAGCGAAGGCCAUCUCGAUGCUUAUCGACACGGGCGGCCCAGACGACAAGCGAGAUACAGAGAAGUCCAUCAUGGACAUGAUUGCGAAAUACAGCGCACACCUGCCAAAGCCUACGCACCUAUCCGCACAGGCGAACGGGUCGGCGGCUCACGACGCCGUCGUCAUGCUCACUGGUUCCACGGGUGCUAUUGGGUCCCACAUACUCGCCCGCUUGCUGGCAGACCCGCGGGUUGCCAGGGUGUACACAUUCAACCGACAGGUCAGCGUCUCCUACGACCGACAGCUGUCAUCGUUCAUCGAGAGAGAGCUGGAUACAUCGCUACUGGACAGCCCGAAACUGGUCUCGCUUGUCGGUGACCUGUCUCAGCCCUUCUUCGGCUUGGAGGAAGCGAUGUAUGACGAGAUCCGAUACUCAGUGACUUAUGUGCUUCACAACGCCUGGAGAGUGGACUUUAACCUCUCUCUCUCGUCCUACGAAACCCACGUCGCCGGCACGCGCCGUCUGAUUGACUUCUGCUGCUCACUCUCCCAUCCGGUCAAGCUCAUCUUCACUUCGUCUAUCUCAGCAGUGCACAAGUGGAAUAUCAACCUUGGGCCUGUUCCUGAGGAUACCAUCCCAGGUCCGGAGGUGGCGACGAGCAAUGGAUAUGCUGCGUCCAAGUUUGUGACCGAGCAGUUACUUGCCAGAGCUGCAGACAACGGCCUAGAAUGCACUUCAAUACGUCUCGGACAGGUUUGUGGACCCAACACGUCAGGUGCAUGGGCGACUACCGAAUGGGUCCCGAUUAUGGUGAGGACCAGCAUUGGCCUUGGGGCGCUUCCCGAUCUCCAUGGGACUGUGUCUUGGGUCCCAGCUGAUGCAGUUGCGAGCACUUACCUGGACCUCGUCUUGUACAAGGAUCGCCUACCAUACGUGCUUCACCUUACUCACCCUCGCUCGGUCAAGUGGCGCCAGGUGAUCCAGAACAUCAAAACGUUUUUGGAGGGCUACUCCCUCUCAGUCAUCCCUUUCGCGGAGUGGACGGCGCAGCUGGAGAAGCAGCCAGUGACAGGCAAGACGUGGGACGAUUUCCCUGCUCUCAAAAUCCUCGAGUAUGUUCGAAGCAUUACUGCGGGAGACGCGCUCGCUGCCAAGGCGGAAAAGUCGCAACCUGUAGAAGCCGGUGGGCUUCCGGUGUUCAGCACUGCGCGCAUGCAGCGGUAUAGUACGACUUUGCGCGACCUUGGUGUCGUCGAUGUUGUUCACGCCAGAGCUUGGGUCUCGUAUUGGGAGAAGAUCGGCUUCUUGCAUUCGGCGUAGACGAUUGCGAUACAACUAAGGAUGAUAUGUAGAGACUUUGAUUUAAUAAUAAUGCUCUUUGAAUUCUGUGUAUCCC
Molecule: messenger RNA, 3339 nt
Organism: Phanerochaete carnosa HHB-10118-sp
Lineage: Eukaryota; Fungi; Basidiomycota; Agaricomycetes; Polyporales; Phanerochaetaceae
Exons: 15
Coding region: 9-3263 (1084 amino acids)
Molecular function (GO): phosphopantetheine binding
Source: RefSeq, a predicted model, not a curated record